Lentinula edodes (shiitake mushroom) is the source of this 2501-nucleotide messenger RNA. RefSeq lists its product as uncharacterized. The coding region runs from base 312 to 2327 and encodes 671 amino acids. The transcript has 12 exons. The record is from RefSeq and is a predicted model, not a curated record. Lineage: Eukaryota; Fungi; Basidiomycota; Agaricomycetes; Agaricales; Omphalotaceae.
AAAGCCUCACGCAAUUUUGUCAAUAUAAUCGAUCUUCUGUUGUCCAAAUAUUGUAGGCCAACUGGAAUUAAUCUGACUUAUGUCUCAAUUUUGGAAGGUUUAGAGUCUUCAGAUUGUUCCAUAAUCCUAGAUAGAUAGGUUGAUUGAUUGAUUGAUACACGACACCGUCUUCAGAGACGGGGUCCCAUCCUAGUAAUCCUUUCGUCAUCCUCAUAUAAACGCGUUAAACUUAUAUGUGAUAAUUUCAACGAUCAAUCGAUUGCAACUCUUCUUUUGAUCCACCAUCCGACUCCCAGCCUACUAGAUUUUGAAUGUCCCCGAAGCAAAAACGAAACCCCACUGCGCAGGAUUUGGGCCAAUUCUGUCUCGCCGUUCGGCAGAAGAAGGAUUGGGAAAGGAAAAUUUGGGAUGAGAAGCUUGUUUUGAAAUGGUCUAUAGAGGCGGAGCUUAUGCCGCUGGGGUCAACAGUUUUAAGAGGAGAGACAUUGGAGGCUGUGAGAGAACUCCGUCGUGCUUCAACGAUACGCAAACUCGAUCAAGAAAUUAUACUAUCUAAUGGUCCACACCACGAGCCUGUCAAGGAGCCCGUUUUGGAAGUAGACAAUUCAGACUGGAACAAUGCCCUCAAAUAUGCUCGCGGUUCAAGACAUGCGCUUUGGGAGCCUGAAUUGAGGGAGAAAGGUCUAGGCAUUUUUGUAUCUGAUGAUUUGGUACCAGAAUCUGUUCAUCGCGAGCUCGAACGUGAACUGGACGCAUUAGCUGCAAAAGAACCAAAAGAUUACCAUCCUGGUUCAUUUGGCAAGGUCCAAGAUUUGAUACAUCCUUCACUCUAUCCUUACAUUCCUGGCGUGACUCCACUUUCCUCGCCCUCUAUCAAGCUGCCUCCGACCGUUGAAGGAAAGUUUUACACCAAACUAAGCAGCCUGUCUGAUACGGAAAUGAUCUCCACUUAUGCUUGGAUCCCCUCCGUCUUCAAAGUAUCCCCGGAUGGGACUGACGUGCAUAUCGAUGGGUACAUCAAUGGACUAGGUACGAGGGAGGAACACCCGGGUCUUUUCAGAGUGAUUGAAAAGAUGUUUCUACUUGCGUUACCGCAUUUCGAGAAGACAGUGGAGAAAGCACAGGAGUAUAAACCGGAAACGUCCCCAUCAGUUCAGCGAUGGAUCCAACGACGAGAUUUUGCCGUCUCCCACGAGGGUGAACUUACAAAGGAGAUGUGGGCUCAGUUCCUUUCUGAACAUCAAACAGAGUGGGAGUUGCAGAAACGUGAAGAGAAAGAAGCGAAAGAAAGAUUGCGUAGAGAGAUACAUGAAGAGAAAACGGGGAAGGAGAGUUUUUAUGUUCUAGAAGACUCAUUUGUUGGUGCUGCGAAUACGUAUAAAGGACAGGAGUUGAAGGUUGUUGUCAAGGCCGCCAAUUACACUGUAGCGCCUGGGCGAGAAUAUGAAGGUUCGUGGCACAUGGAAGGCAUGCCUCAUGAGCGUAUAAUUGCCUCCUUCAUCUACUACUAUUCCACCGACUCUGCCAUUCAAGACCAUGGUCUGAGUUUUCGCAAGUUCCGGGAUGUAAAUGACGACUUUCCGGCGGUGGAGGAUUCAGACUAUACGCAUGAGGAUUUUCACCUAUCCUUCCUCGUGAACACCAAUGUCUCUGGUGAUGGUCAAAAUUCUGAUAAUGAUGAAGACCCAGAAUACGACUCUGAACAUCACUACCCAAGUGACUGGGAAACUGUUAACGAAAGCUCCCGUAUACCUGUCACUACCACAUCACUGCCGUUUUUUAUCAAUCUAGGGACGGUGCAAACUACGAAUUUUGAUCUUGACAGAAAAGGAGAACACAAGGGGAAUAGCACAGGGAGGAUCCUCUCAUUCCCGAAUUGGCUCCAGCACAAGGUGAAGUUGGUCAAGAACUCUGAAUCCAGCCGGAACAGUAAUAUAAAUGACGAAACUGUCGCAACACGGAAAAUUUUCUGUUUCUUCCUCGUUGACGACAGCGGGAGCCAAUCCUCCCUUGAUUACAUUCGCCAACCUGGCUUUUCCAUCAGGGGUAUGUCCCAUAUGAACGUUCUCACUACCUCCGAAAUCCCAAUGCAGGAGCGUAAAACGAAUGACCCGACGAUCCGCGCGUUCCUUCGUAUCGUUUCUCUCAAAUUGACGGGACAGGAGAUAUCCCCGGAAUUGAUUGAAAUCAUAUGUGACUAUGUGUUGGAAGGAACGCUAACAAGGGAAGAAGCAGAAGGGCAUAGAUUGACUUUAAUGAGUGAGAGGAAGGUGAAUGCAAAAGGGGGGUAUGCAAGGAGGAACACAUAUUCAUUGUGUGAGCAUUGAGGGGAUUCAUAAACUGUAGCAAAAUGGAAUUGUGCAACGCGGACUUAUUGAAGAUCAUCUGUGCUUCAUAGAAACGCUUUGCCCUCUUUCAAUUAAUUCACCAGGAUCCAGACCUCUAAGUUUGAUUAUUAUACCUGUAUUGAUUAUCUGGCAUUACAGUCAAUCAAAGACGAU